GCCGCGCCGGGCUCAGAGCGCGCUGCGCCGCCGGCAGAGGCAGAGGCGCACGGCGAGGGCGCACGGCGGCCGGGGCGCACGGAGUUGCUCGCCCUCGCCGGGGUCGGAGGGGAGCCGGGCGGGCCGGGGCCAUGGCCCCUCCGCGGGAGCCGGGCGGCGGCUUGGGGGCCGUGGGGGUCCGGCUGCUGCUGGGGCUGCUCGUGUGGGCGGCUCGGGGCGCGCGGGGCUUCGGCGACGAGGAGGAGCGCCGCUGCGACGCCAUCCGCAUCGCCAUGUGCCAGAACCUGGGCUACAACGUCACCAAGAUGCCCAACCUGGUGGGCCACGAGCUGCAGACCGACGCCGAGCUCCAGCUCACCACCUUCACGCCGCUCAUCCAGUACGGCUGCUCCAGCCAGCUGCAGUUCUUCCUUUGUUCAGUCUACUUCCCGAUGUGCACCGAGAAGAUCAACAUCCCCAUCGGUCCCUGUGGCGGCAUGUGCCUCUCGGUCAAACGGCGAUGCGAGCCGGUCCUGAAAGAAUUCGGCUUCUCUUGGCCCGAAAGCUUGAACUGUAGCAAGUUCCCCCCGCAGAACGACCACAACCACAUGUGCAUGGAAGGCCCGGGGGACGAAGAGGUGCCCCUCCACAGCAAAUCCCCUUUGCACCCGGGAGAAGAGUGCCACACUGUGGGAUCUAAUUCCGACCAGUACAUCUGGGUCAAAAGAAGCUUGAACUGCGUCCUCAAGUGCGGCUACGACGCCGGCCUUUACAGCCGGUCGGCCAAGGAGUUCACCGACAUCUGGAUGGCCGUGUGGGCCAGCCUCUGCUUCGUGUCCACCGCCUUCACGGUCUUGACCUUCCUGAUCGAUUCCUCUCGGUUUUCCUACCCCGAGCGCCCCAUCAUCUUCCUGAGCAUGUGUUACAAUAUUUAUAGCAUUGCUUACAUUGUCCGGCUGACUGUGGGCCGGGAGAGGAUUUCCUGUGAUUUUGAAGAGGCGGCAGAGCCUGUUCUUAUCCAAGAGGGCCUCAAGAACACAGGAUGUGCUAUAAUUUUCUUGCUGAUGUACUUUUUUGGCAUGGCGAGCUCCAUCUGGUGGGUGAUCCUGACACUGACGUGGUUCCUGGCGGCGGGACUCAAGUGGGGCCACGAGGCCAUCGAGAUGCACAGCUCCUAUUUCCACAUCGCCGCCUGGGCGAUCCCGGCGGUGAAGACCAUUGUCAUCUUGAUCAUGCGGUUGGUCGACGCGGACGAGCUGACCGGGCUGUGCUAUGUCGGCAGUCAGAACCUCGACGCGCUCACGGGCUUUGUGGUGGCCCCCCUGUUCACCUACCUGGUGAUCGGGACGCUCUUCAUAGCCGCCGGCUUGGUGGCCUUAUUUAAAAUCCGCUCCAACCUCCAAAAGGACGGGACGAAAACGGACAAGCUCGAGAGGCUGAUGGUGAAAAUCGGGGUCUUUUCGGUGCUCUACACCGUCCCGGCCACCUGUGUCAUCGCUUGUUACUUUUACGAGAUCUCCAACUGGACUAUCUUCCGCUACUCGGCGGACGACUCCAACACGGCGGUGGAGAUGCUCAAAAUCUUCAUGUCUCUUCUGGUGGGCAUCACGUCGGGCAUGUGGAUCUGGUCGGCCAAGACUCUGCACACCUGGCAAAAGUGCUCAAACAGGCUGGUGAACUCGGGGAGGGUAAAAAGGGGGGAGAAACGAGCCGACGGUUGGGCAAAACCCGGUAAAGGGAAUGAGACUGUGGUAUAAACUGUACAUCGCUAGCAGCGAUGAUAUCAGUUCCCCUUCCGCCCGAGAAGUCUCAGCUGCGUGUAACCAACAGGAAUGUUGUAAUGGUUUACAUGCUGGGGUGGGGACGGGAACUGCGUACAACGUCUGUGUUCUUACACAAUUUUGUGUGUGUCUGGCAAGACAGGUGGGGACAGAAGAAGAGGCCUUAAGAAGUUAGCAAUAAGCCCUCAAGUGCCGCAAAGGGGAGAACACCACUUCUCCUGCGAAAGAAACGCAAGAGCCCUCGGUGGCUUUGAAAAGCUGUGAAAAGAAAUUAUAUAUCAGGCCCUGCCAGACUGCGGGCCGAAAGCCGUGUCCUCGCGUCUUUCGGAGCCAUGGGACUGUGACCUGUAUAACACACCAUGUGCCUUCUCUCUCCUUCCCCACCCAAGGUCAUAUUUUUAGCUGUGCCUUAUAGCAAGGAAAGAAUCCUGAGGGCAAAUCUGUCCGUAGGCCGAGGGGCCCGUUCUUGUGAGCAGCUAAGGCGGCUGACUUCAGGACCCUUGGCGAAGGGAGAGGCGAGGAUCCCGUUACAGCUCUGAGUCACCUUGCCAGGGUCAGACCUUCCUGCAUUUAGUCUGUAUUUAGGUUCACUUUCUGGUGUCUGUCCCUGUGUCACCACCAUAAGGCAAAGUGAGGGAAGGGCCAAGGAGUGGGUCACCUCUGAAGUUAAAUAUAGAAGUCCUUGCCACCAAAGCUGGAUUUAUCCCAAGGAAGACAAACUGCUUUCUGUUUGCAGCAGGGGGGGACCUCUUUACAGAGGCAUUGCGAGGGAAGGAACCCGUGUCCCCCUUGACCCUGUAACAGGAGCUGUUUGCUCAAUAUCUAUGCCGUAAUGCACUCCCUGCUAGCUGUGAGCCUCACAGGUAUCCCUUAACAGGAAGUUAACCUGUUGUGUAGAGGAAGUUGUCCUCAAUGACACUGGCCUGAUCAGGCCUCCUCAAGCCAGAGCUAACUGAACUAUUCUGGCUAAAAAACACUACCAGUAAAAGUGAACAAGCGUACGGCUGAGUUACAGCUUAAGGUGGCAAGGACCAGUGUAGAAACAGGCCUAGUUUUGCUGUUCAGGAAACCAUUGCUUUAAGAUCGCAUUUAAAGCCACUCAAAACGGAAACAGCCUCGGUUGUACCAUUUGAAAUUGUGAGACUGCAUACUCCAUUCUUCUCUGUUUUUUUUUUUAAAAAAAGACCUCCCUGCCUGUAGAAAGCAAGCAUAUCAGGAAAUGUUCAGCUUGCAUCUUCAGGUGCUGAUUUUCUAAAUCUGGGGGUUUUCUUUCCUGUAUUCAAGGGUGCACAACACACAAUUCCCCCCCUCCCCAAUAUCCGAUGUGGUACAGCCUCAUUAGGACUGUCCCUUGUGAUCAUUCUGAAUAUACUUUUCUGACUCAUUUAAGCAAGUGGCUUGCUCAUCAUAGAUUUCCAGUAGGGUUUCACUAGAACUGGGAAACUCACGUGCCUUACUGCCGUUUUCAGUGGGGCUUUGGGCUAGUAUUUCCUGGUUGAGGGCAUCUGUCAUUCUGUCACCCGAAGAGGAGGCAAAAUGUAAACGAUAACUCAGCCAUAACUUGGCAGCCGGAUUCCAAAUUUUUCCUUCCCAGCCCCAAAUAUUUGGCUCCCCGCCCCCGGCUUUGGCAUGUGCCAUUUGCGAUUUUCCAGACUCCUCCCAGUGACGAGGACAUUCUCUCCAGCCUCAAUAAUGUCAAAAAAAAAGCCCAACUCUAUUUUUAUAGCCCUCCUGCCAUCUGCAGCAUGUGGCUAAUGAGGAAAAGCGAACACGGAGGGUCAUUUUCCGACAAUUGGCUUAUUCAGAGCUUGCUUACUCCUUGCCCCCCACACCGGCCUCCCCCCUUGCCCUCCGAGUAAACCUAUCUGGCCUUCCCCGGAGACCCAUUGCAUUAAGCAAUUAAGGCUUAAUAUAUUUCACUCUGCCCUGAUUGCAUCUAUCUCGACGCCAGUCUGGGCAAACCGAAAUCUUCAGUACCCUGGCAGCUCUGCGUUCUCACAGAUCAGUUGCAUAAUUUGUGUGUCAAUUUCAAUUAAAAAGACGUUCUCCAGCCCUGGAAUACUGGUACAGCUGACUCCCGCCGAAGCAGGAGGGCCUACAUUGGCAGAAGAAUGUGGGAAUAUUUUUCUUCGUCUCCAGCUAAAAAGGGAGGCAUUCCCUUCCCCUCUUAAGGAUCCGCAAACGUAAUGACUGCAAGAUAUUGUGAUUUUAAACCUAACAGUCGCGGUUUGGAGUUGCAUGAGCUUGCAACGAUCAGGGAGGGUUGGUGGCAGAGGUAACCUUUAGCAAGCGGAGAGUUAGCAUAAGUAGCUUUAGAUGCACAUAAGGGAACAGAAAAGACCCUGAAUAUCCCACUUUAGCUGAAGCUCACCUGAACUGGGCUGCUAAGCAUAGCCACCGGCAAUAUUUGGAUGGCUAAGGAAAUGUUGCUAUGCAGAAGUAGGCAAACCACCUCUAUUUAUCUCUGGCCUGGAAGAUCCUGUGGGUGGCGCCACCAUGAGUCAGCUGCAGCUCAAUGGCACAUUACUUUUUAAAAUAACAGCAUUUUAAUGGGACCUAUAUGCAUGUCUACUUGCUUUCGGGCUUUUUCGCCCAUAUGCCUUAAUAGCAUGCCUUAUGUACUGCAUGUGGGGCUUGAUUUCCGGGGCACAAGAGCAUGUUCCUGUACAGGCUUUUGUGACAUGCUUGCAAACUCCCACCCCUGUGCAACCCCCCUCGGAGCCCGCCCCCGGGUCUCACAGUCUGUAGAUGAAGGAGUGUUUUCGGUCCAUGCUUGCACCUCUAGCUGCUUUGUCCUGUUUGGCUUGUGUGUUACUGAGUUCUCAAACCUGGAGGUGAAGAGUGACCUGUAUCUCCCAAGCGUCCCCGAAGAAUGUGGUCUGGUUUUCACCUGCGAUAGCAGCAAGGGGGCUUCCCUUUGCAUAAGCAUAAGCAUUUUAUUGUCAUUGUGCACGCGCAACGAAAUUUACAGCAGCAUUCCUCGAUGCUCACAAUUUCAGACUCUUACCCCAUCCUCACUUUCCCCUUC
Molecule: messenger RNA, 4788 nt
Organism: Sphaerodactylus townsendi
Lineage: Eukaryota; Metazoa; Chordata; Lepidosauria; Squamata; Sphaerodactylidae
Gene: FZD4
Product: frizzled class receptor 4
Exons: 2
Coding region: 132-1736 (534 amino acids)
Biological process (GO): non-canonical Wnt signaling pathway; canonical Wnt signaling pathway; retina vasculature morphogenesis in camera-type eye
Cellular component (GO): plasma membrane
Molecular function (GO): Wnt receptor activity; Wnt-protein binding
Source: RefSeq, a predicted model, not a curated record